Penicillium brasilianum is the source of this 1239-nucleotide messenger RNA. The record is from the annotation of a GenBank genome assembly. NCBI's taxonomy places the organism in Eukaryota, Fungi, Ascomycota, Eurotiomycetes, Eurotiales, Aspergillaceae.
AUGUCGGCGACACUGAUUUCGAAUGCUCGUAUCUUUGACGGUGUCUCGGUCGUAUCAGAAUGCGGCCAUGUCUUGAUUGAGUCCGGUCGCAUAUCUCAAAUCUCCCUUCGAAAGCCUCUUCCGCCGCCAGCAGACUGUGCUAUUGUUGAUGCCAGUGGCUGUACAUUACUACCUGGGUUGAUUGAUGCACAUGUGCACGUCUUUCGCGACGUUGAGCUCCUCAAAACUGCUAUCCAGUAUGGUGUCACGACAGUUCUUGACAUGCACAAUGAGCGAGAAUGGUUUAAAGAGAUCAAUGCGAUCACUUUACAGCGUAACGAUGUAGCUGAUGUCAAGUCCUGCUGCUAUGGCGCAACAAUCAAGAAUGGCUGGCCAUCAGCUAUCGUGAGGCUUGUCUCACAGGAAGAAAACCUGGAGGAUCGCAUCUCCAAAUGGCCCGGUCUCACAGACAAGAAAUCCGUCGAGGAGUUCAUUGCUCAGAAUAAAGCUGCUGGAGCUGCCUUCACUAAAUUGAUGCAAGAGGAUGGUCAUACCAUGGUCUUGCCUUUCCCGGAGCGGCCUGUCCCAACUCCAUCGCUGGAAUUGCAGAAAACUAUUGUCGAUGUAUCACACGAGAACGGUAUGCUGACUGUUGCCCAUGCCCUCACCAACCAUUCAACUCUCCAUGUUCUACGCGCGGGUGUCGAUGGGCUAGCCCAUGCAUCUAUCGACCCAAUCAACGAGGAGAUUGUCCAAGCUUUCAAGAAAAACAACGCUUUCGUCAUUCCCACACUGGCGAUUCAUGCAUCCUCCAGUGGUGAAGAGCAGGAAACUCGGGAUAAAUUCGCAAGUAGCCUUCAGGGCGCGGAGAAGGAGCAUCUACAGGGAUGUCUCCACAUCACAUCGGAUAAGUUCUCUAUCAAGAAUGUCUAUGAGCAGGUCCACACUCUCAAGGAAGCGGGAAUCGACGUCCUCUGUGGAACCGAUACUUCUUCUGAUCUCGCAGGUACUCGAGCCGGUCUCUCAGUGCACCAAGAGCUUUGGAUGUAUGUCAACCGGUGUCGUUUCACACCCCUUGAGGCUCUUGUUUCGGCAACAUCCAAGAUUUCAGAUCGGUUCGGUUUCUCGGACCGUGGUAAGAUCCAGGAAGGUCGACUCGCCGAUGUUAUACUCGUGGCAGGGGAUCCGACAGAAUCUAUUGAGGCUCUUAGUGACAUCAAAACUGUCUGGAGAAACGGUGAAGCCGUAGUGAAAAACUGA